Phialemonium atrogriseum is the source of this 2273-nucleotide messenger RNA. RefSeq names its product Alpha/Beta hydrolase protein. NCBI's taxonomy places the organism in Eukaryota, Fungi, Ascomycota, Sordariomycetes, Cephalothecales, Cephalothecaceae. The record is from RefSeq and is a predicted model, not a curated record. The transcript has 2 exons. The coding region runs from base 138 to 1991 and encodes 617 amino acids.
CAAAACUGCCACAUGGGGGAUCAUCCUUGGCAGCGACACCUGACCUCGUCUUUGGAAAUUUCGAGCCUCUUUCGUUCUGCUGCUCUUGGCCGCAUUUCUUAUGGAUUCCUCAUUAUAGUAGCGUCUCAAUCGACCCCAUGGACAGCAAGAUCGGGGUUACCCCGACUCCGGGGUUGGACAAGGUAGCUACGGGAACGGCCCGAAAACGUUGGACGAAGCCGGUUAUCGUGGCUACGCUAGGCCUAGUUGCCUUCGCAUCCCUCACGAACAGCACCCGGGGAUGGAUCCCGACCUCGUUGGCGGAGACGCCCAUGCCCGGACCGCAGGAAAAAGACCUGGGAUGGAUUGACAUCGAGCCGAGCCGGUCGAUCGAGUGGCACAGGUGUUUCGACGGCAGGUACGACUGCGCCCGACUCGACGUCCCCAUGGACUGGCUGGAUCCCACCGACGACCAGCGCGUCGUGCUCGCCAUCAUCCGCCUGCAGGCGACCAACUCCACGGGGAGGCCCUACGGGGGACCCGUGUUCUUCAACCCCGGCGGCCCCGGCGGCUCCGGCAUCUGGUCUCUGAGAGACCACGGGAAGCUCCUGCAGACCAUCGUCGGCGACAACCACGACAUCGUCUCGUUCGAUCCCCGCGGGAUCGGCGCCUCCGUGCCAAGGAUAGAGUGCUGGGACACCAUCCAGAGCCGGCAGAUCUGGGGCCUGCAGGAGGUGGGCGUGGUUGAUUCGCACCCCGGCGUCCUGUACGAUGCCUACGCCCGUGCCACGGCCCUCUCGCAGGCCUGCGAGGCCAACGUGAACGGCUCGGGUAUCCUGCGUCACAGCAGCACGGCAUACCACGCCCGGGACAUGUUGGAGAUCCUGAACCAGAUGGGCGAGGCGAAGCUCAAGUACUGGGGGUUCAGCUACGGGACCGUUCUCGGGGGGACUUUUGCCUCGAUGUACCCCGACAAGGUCGAGAGGAUGGUCAGCGAUGGUAACGUGGACUACGAGGAAUGGUACCACGGGUCAUACAUCAACUUCCUCCACGAUACCGAUCGGGUAAUGGAAGCCUUUUAUGACCUCUGCCAUCUCGCGGGGCCGGUGAAAUGCCUCUUCCAUGCGCCGUCGCCCGCGGAGAUCAAAGACCGGCUCGACACCCUCCUCGCCAAACUCAGGAUCAACCCCGUCAUCAUCCCCGCCUCUGAUCUCGGCCCCGAGAUGCCCGAGCUCGUCACGUACUCCCGAGUCAAGAAGAUGAUCUCGACAACCCUCUACCAGCCCGUGCUCAUGUUCCGCCGCACAGCUUCAGUCCUCGCCGCGCUAGAGUCAGGCGACGGCAGACCCUUCUACGAGUACCGCCUCGCGGGCUCGACGCCAACUUCCCUCUGCUCCCUGGAAACGAUCCCGCCGACCAUCCCAAUCACCGGCCCGGAGGAGGCAACCGAGGACGCCUUCCCCGCCAUAAUGUGCAGCGACCUCGACCCAGUGACCGACACAGUCUCGGAGCUCGAGGAAUACGCCGCCCGCCUGCAGGCGAUCAGCUCCGCCGCGGGCGCCGUCAACAUCCUGUUUCGGCUCGCGUGCGUCGGGCGCCGCGUGCGGCCCAAGUGGCGGUUCGACGGCCCCUUCGGCGGUUCGACGGCCCACCCGAUCCUGUUCGUCGCCAACGCCGCCGACAACGUCAGCCCGCUGGUCAGCGCGAGGAACAACUCGGCGCGGUUUCCCCGGUCGGCGGUGCUGGUGCAGAACUCGUACGGCCACACCAGCCUGUCGGCCGCGUCGGCGUGCACGGCUAGGCAUGUGCGGGAUUACUUCCAGCGGGGCGUCCUGCCGCCGGAGAGGGGCGCUACAUGCGAGCCUGAUGUUCAGCCGUUUGGGGAAGAGGAAGAGGAGGAGGUGGUGGGUGCGGAGGCCGGGCAGGGCGAGGAUGCCGAGUUGGCGUGGGCUGUGCGGGAACUCGCCAAGGAGCCGAGGUGGGGUGCGAUGUUGAGGCCUCCUUCCUUGUAGGGGCUGCUGCUCUUGGUCUGGGAGGCGUCAGGGGUGAGACUCGCUUUUCCAAGGGUUCCUGUUAUUGCCUUUACUACCAAGGCCUGCCGCACCUCCAAGGCAUUGGAUUGGCUGGUCGACGAAUUACGUGCUUGUCGAUCAUUGAUAUGAUCUUCUCAUGGACUUGUUGGUUCCGACUCGCCUCAUCAUACCUUGAUGAGCACGCGUCUUAUCAGAUCUCUGGGCGACUACAGUUUCCCGGCCCUCGAAUCAGGGAAGGGCUGGCCCAAGAAAAUGGGCAAC